Macroventuria anomochaeta is the source of this 288-nucleotide messenger RNA. Its product is annotated as carbohydrate esterase family 12 protein. Gene Ontology annotation, molecular function: hydrolase activity. The annotation marks the transcript as partial. The transcript has a single exon. The record is from RefSeq and is a predicted model, not a curated record. Lineage: Eukaryota; Fungi; Ascomycota; Dothideomycetes; Pleosporales; Didymellaceae.
GUGGCCAAGGCGUUGGAGAGUAAUGCUAUGUAUGUGGAUCACGGCGCGUACACGGCGAAUUACUUCAAGAGCAUUAGCAUAGCGGCGACGAACAAGUUGUUUUUUCAGGAUCAUACGCACACCAGUCCUGCGGGCGUGGAUGUUGUGGCGAAAGCAUUCGUCAAGGGAUUGCAGUGUGGUAGAGGCGACUUCUUGAAGGAUUUCGUUAAGAACGCGACUGCAACGACCCCCAGAACAUGUCUUUGCGUUCAUUGCGAUAGGAAAAGAUCUUCACUUGUAAAUAUUUGA